Messenger RNA from Coregonus clupeaformis (lake whitefish), 1234 nucleotides. RefSeq names its product reticulocalbin-1. Gene Ontology annotation, molecular function: calcium ion binding. The transcript is spliced from 8 exons. Gene Ontology annotation, cellular component: endoplasmic reticulum. The record is from RefSeq and is a predicted model, not a curated record. The coding region runs from base 113 to 1066 and encodes 317 amino acids. Lineage: Eukaryota; Metazoa; Chordata; Actinopteri; Salmoniformes; Salmonidae.
CGUGUCUGUGAAUGGUCGACGAAGCAAGCGUGUCACCGCCUCCUUUAUUGUAGAAUUUACAAGCCCAGAAAAAAAACGUGAUUGAGACGUGUUGCUGAAAAUUGGACAGAAGAUGCUGCUGCAGUCACUACUGUCCCUCAUUCUUAUCCUCGGGGUGGCGGUAGCCGUGCCUGCUAAAGAGAAGCGUGUCCAUCGCCAUAGUGACCUGAGUGACCACACCCAUGACGACUCCACUGGUUUCCAGUAUGACCAUGAAGCCUUCCUGGGCAAAGAGGAAGCCAAGACCUUCGACCAGCUGACCCCCGAGGAGAGCAAAGAUAAACUUGGGAAGAUCGUAGAUCGCAUCGACACAGACAAGGAUGGUUUCGUGAGCCAUGGGGAACUGCACCAGUGGAUCAAACACAGGCAGAGAAGGUACAUCGAGGAGAAUGUGCUGAAGCACUGGAAGGAGUACGACCAGAACAAGGAUGGGAAGAUCGGCUGGGAGGAAUACAAGAACACAACCUACGGCUACUACCUGGAUGAGGAGUUUGAUGACGUGGAUGACAAGGCUAGCUACAAGGCCAUGCUGACUAGAGACGAGAGGCGCUUUAGGACAGCUGACCGCGAUGGGGACGGCAUCGCCACCAAGGACGAGUUCACCUCCUUCCUUCACCCCGAGGAGUACGACCACAUGAAGGCCGUUGUCAUACAGGAAACAGUAGAAGACAUUGACAAGAACGGUGAUGGAAAGAUCACCCUUGACGAAUACAUUGGGGACAUGUUCACACCUGAGAACGGAGAGAGUGAACCAGACUGGGUGCUGACAGAGAAGAAACACUUCACAGAGUUCAGAGACACCAACAAGGAUGGUUUCCUGGAUAACCAUGAGGUAGCUCAGUGGAUCCUGCCAGGAGAUAUUGACUAUACUGACAAUGAGGCUAAGCACCUCAUCCACGAGACAGACACAGACAAGGAUGGGCGUCUCUCUCUCUCGGAGGUCAUGGACAAGGUCUACUUCCUGAAGUCAAGCACGCUGACUGACUAUGGAGCUAUGUUGGUGGAUGAGGGUCACGAAGAACUCUGACAUCUGUGACUCCAACACUCAGCCAAUAAAACACAGACUGUGUCUUGGAGUCAAUUGACAUUUUUAUUUUAUAUAAAAUACGGUACAGACAUGUUGCCCAUUAAAUUGGUGUGUAGGUUUGUUUUAUUAUGCAUGUGCCAGAGAGAAAUAAAAAUGACAUUUCUAAGG